This is a messenger RNA of Entamoeba invadens IP1, 2037 nucleotides long. RefSeq names its product Rho/RAC guanine nucleotide exchange factor, putative. The record is from RefSeq and is a predicted model, not a curated record. Bases 1 to 2037 code for a protein of 678 amino acids. The transcript has a single exon. NCBI's taxonomy places the organism in Eukaryota, Evosea, Mastigamoebida, Endamoebidae. Gene Ontology annotation, molecular function: protein binding; guanyl-nucleotide exchange factor activity.
AUGACGACGAUCGAACAGACUGAGUUUGGGAAACGUCUUUUUGAGAACCGUCGGUAUAUAGUUGAAGUGAACAGCCGGUACAGAUUUGAACUUAAAACGUUCGAUUCAGUUGAAGGAGUUUUGGGGCUUUACACUUCAAAAACAAGUUCAGAUAAGAAAAUCAGUUUAACACUUGAUACGUUGUUCAUGAAAUCAUUUAAGGUGUAUAUUGAGUAUCUUACCCAUAACACUGUGUAUCUUGUUGGGGAACACCAAGACUCUAUGUUCAUAGCAUGCUCUUUAUUACAAUUUGGAGUAUCUAUACCAAACUCUUUGAAUUAUGCACUCAAAUUUGAACCUUCUAUUGACAACGAAGAGGACAAAUUAAAGACGUUUGUUGCGUCUGUAUAUGAAGUCCUUUCAUUUACAACAGCAGAGUCGAUCACCAUUUUUAAUACCAAAAAUGAUGGUGCUGUAUUUCGCAAAUGUGUUCUUAAUAACAAAAAUGCUGAUGUUGUAAGAAUAAUAUCAGAGUGGCUCGGAGUCGCACAACCCACCCUCUUGAUUAAAACACCAACAAAACCACAACACCCCCGUUCAAAUUCCACUUCACUCAUUUCGUCAUUGCCAAAUUUACUGAGCAAAAGCGACGAGUUAAGAACACGCAGCGCAAAUGAUCGCAAGUCUUCCUCGUGCAAAAACUCCCCCAAAGAGAAAGAACGCAAAGUAGAUAAAGAUCGGAAGACUUUUGGCUUUAUCAAAGAUAUCGUUUCACUGGGCGGCUCUUUAACUUUUGGCAACUCCUCCAAGUCCGAAGACUACAGAGCAACAGACGACAAACAAAAGGUGCCCAGUCCACACUAUGAGAAUGACACCGACUCUUUCCAGACGUGUCUCAAUAGUGCAAAAGCAGUCUCUAGUGACUCAUAUAGUAACUUAACUAUCACUGAACUUGAAGAGAAUAACAAAGAGUACACACUUACAGACACACAGCUGAAAGGGAUUGUUGGUCUUCAAAGUCAGGCAAGAGGGUUUAUCACUCGAAAAACUUUCUCUGUCGACAAAAUGCAGAUGAGGAAUUCUGCGAUUACUGAAUUGUACGACACCGAAGUCUCUUUGUUAAAGAAGAUGGAAUUGAUGGAGAAGCAUUUUAUGAAGCCGAUGAUGGCGGUUGGGAUCGACAAAAAGGUGAUCAAAAAGAUCUUUGUAACACUUCCGCAGUGCAUUGAAUCUUCCCGCAUCUUUGUGAGGAAUUUAGAGAAGGUCUGUGCAAGCAAAUUGCAUGCGGAGAGUUGCGUUGGGAAUGUCCUUGGAAGAGUGAUACAGUACAUCACACCCUAUUUAGCAUUUACCACUGAUUAUAAUAUAGCAGAGAAGACUUGGAAGGAAGAGAGUAAAAGCGCGAUGAUGCGGAAGGUCAUCCAAAUGGCUGCAAAAUGUGAAGAAUUAGAGAACACCCCUCUUAAUGUGUUAUUAAUUCAGCCCAUUCAGAGGAUCAUGCGAUACCCCAUGUUGAUUAAAGAGGUUCUUAAAUUCACGCCACAGAGCCAUCCAGACUAUUUCUGGCUAAAAGACGCUCUCAAGAAGUAUGAAUAUUUCUGUACUUUAUCAAACGAAAGAUCAAAAAUGCGAGACGCACUUAUGGAACAAGCAAGUGAACUUGAGAUGGACAACUUGUUUGUCGAUAAUAGAUAUUUGAUAUGGGCCGGGUUCACAACAGACAAACAUAAGACGAAAAUUCUGGUCUUUAAUGACUCCGUUGUUGUAGCUCAGAAAACAGUGAAGAGUUUCUUAGACCCAAUAGCGUCUCUUGGGCAUAAUGAAAAGAAUCAAAAGUGGAGUAUCAUCGAUUCUAUUGCAAUCGACAAAGACAUUAAUAUCGCAACUAAUGGAAAGGUAUUACAAAUUAAAAAGUAUGGGAGAAACCAACCACUUAUGGCGGAAUUGCAGAGUGAAGAGAUCACACAAGAAGUGUACAAAAAGAUUAGUGGCGCAAUAGAGAUGGGGUGGUUUGACAUCGAAGAUACCACUUCAUGGGCAGAUUGUUUACAACUUUAA